Molecule: messenger RNA, 1941 nt
Organism: Spodoptera littoralis (African cotton leafworm)
Lineage: Eukaryota; Metazoa; Arthropoda; Insecta; Lepidoptera; Noctuidae
Source: the annotation of a GenBank genome assembly
AUGAGUCAAGAUAACGUCAGUAAUACUAAUGAUAAUCAUGAACGCGACGAUCAUAAGAGGAGACCGCGUAAAAAGCGUAAGAACUUCCUUGCGAACGCAAAAAAAUAUGCUAAAAAGGGACAAAUGGGGCGAGGAACGAAGAUUCCUGAAGAAUUGUACCAAUAUUUCGUUGGUAUCUUAGACGCUAUGAAGCAGGGGAUUGAAGACAAGGAUGAGAGAACUGCCCUAGUAAAUAAUGUAUUGGAACGCACGAAAGGAGAAGAACAGAAUGUGAUCGGCAACCAGCUCGGUUGCAGAGUUGUAGAGCUCUUACUGCCCUUUGCAUCCCCAGAAGACCUAGAACGGUACAUGGAAGUCCUGUCACCAGACCUACGUAGACUCUGUUCUGACAACUUCACCAGUCAUGUGGUAGAGACCUUACUAAGAGCAGCCUGUGAACGAGCUACAGAACAUUUACAAACCGGUGAAGACAAUUCAUCAGACUCUGAUGAAGAAGAAGCACCGAAGAAAAAGAAGGCAAAACUAGAACCGAAACCGGAAAAGAAAUAUGAUGAGGAUCACAUUAAGAAAUGCUACGAAUUUACUAUUAAAAUAUCUAAAUAUGCUCUGAAUAACUUAGAAGAUUUCGUGUGGGAUCAAUAUGCAAAUCAUAUACUCCGUAGUGUACUUAAAUGUCUCAGUGGCAUAACAUUACUACCGGGAGAGAAGCCUAAAGUAAAUAUAUUUAAAGACAGUAUAGAUGACGGUAAAGGCAUUCCACCUCACACAGGUAAAAUGGUAUACAAGACAGUUCCAGACGAAUUCAAACAAAUAGUCAAAGAGUUUGUGCACCGAUUGACUUCGUGGCCACAGUUUAAAGACCUACCGUACCAGAAUAUUACUUCUGGGUUAGUUCAAGUACUGUUGUACGCAAUUAAGAAUGUUGAUAAGAAUCUGACGAAGGAGUUGUUACGUCAACUGUUGGAUGAGAGCUUUGCUCCGGAGGGCUGGGUGAACAAUGGUACGGAUGAUAAGAAGGAGGUCAAGGAUGGUGAAGGAGUAGCCGUGGAUACUUCGAAUCUACCGCCGGUGUUCGAAUCUGAGCCUGCCGUGAGGAUGUUAGAGGCGGCGCUCUUCGUGUCGAAGAAGAAGACAUACACGCAGAUAUACGCGCGCUGCUUCAUCAACCGGCUCGGGCAGCUCGCCUGCAUGCCCAUGCUCAACUACACCGUGCAGCGACUCAUUGACAACUGUCAGGUCAAGGAAGAGUUCGAGCCAAUGUUCGACGAGCUCUCAGAUCGUAUGAGCGCCCUCCUCGCCUGCGGUAACACUGGCGUACUGGUCGCACUCGCCAAGGCAUGCCUCAGGCUCAAGGCUAAACAGGCACAGUAUCUUAAUAGUCUAGAAGCAGCCCUCGACUGCUCCUCCGCGGAGCACCAGAAGUACUUCCCAGUACUAUGUCUGCGCCUAUUGCCGCGGGAGCGCGUGGACCUCGCCGCGCUGGACAAGGACUACUUCAUUCAUGUACACGGGUCUGUCAUACUACAGGCUGUACUGGACUUCCAGCGUCCAGCAAAAGCAGUAUCAGGUCUUCUAGAGCUGACGGGAGACCAGCUCCUCAUCAUAAUGUGUGAUGCCAAGGGCUGCCAUGUCGCUGACGCAUUCUGUAAGGGACAGUUUGUGGGAGUCAAGGCACGGGACAAACUUAUAUGGAGGCUGAAGGGUUACUACCAAAAGCUAGCAUUAUCCCAGUACGGGUCGCGGGCUUUAGAGCAAGUAUUCCAAGUAGCUUCUCUGGAGCAGAAGAUAAAAAUAAUGACAGAAUUGUCAGAUAAGAGCAAUCUUCUGAACAGUACACAGUAUGGUCGUCUGAUUGCUAGCAAAUUAGAAGUGGACACGUUCAAACUGUCGCAGAAGAAAUGGGAGGAGACGUGGAAGAAAAAAGAGGUUGUUAAUAAAUGA